GAUGGUCUCUGUGAUGUGUGCCGCAGCAUCACCUGCAGGGCUCCAGGCAGAGAAGUGGGCUGCUUGCCUCCAUUUGGGGUACAAUAUAUCCUGAGGAGGAGGAAGCCAAUGGCGAAAGGGACCCUGAGCAGAAUCUACGACGUGGGCGAGCAGCUGGGCCUGGAGAAGGGCCCGCUGUGCCGUCUGAUCCACUCCUCGGUCUACAACCUCUUCCCCAACUCGGACGUCUUUGAGAGCAACUUCCUCCAGGUGACCAAGAAGGGGAGGUGGGUCAGCAUCACCAACAUGCCCACCGUGGUGACCAUGGGGCUGACCUCCACGGACCCCACCCUCCCGCUGCCCAAUGUCCUGGUGAUGGCCAAGCACCGGCAAACCGGCACCAGAGGGGAGGACCCCCGGCAGCCCGCCUUGGAGCUGACCAGGAUGCUGCCCUUGCGCUACCUGCGCCUGUCUGUCCGGAGCACCCGGCAGCGUAUCCUGCGCCUGCAGAUGGUUUCCCGGAGUGACUUCUUCCUGCAGCUGCACCCGGCCCACCCGGGGGUGGUCUUUGCCUUCUGGGCCCGGCUGGCCGACAUCCUGGAGCGCGGCCUCUCCAUGCGCCACAGCCUCCAUGCGCCCAGGCGGCCAGGCAGCCGAACCAGCAGCAGCAGCAGCAGCUCCUCUUCCGAAGAGGGACUGGUGAGGAAUGUCAGCAAGAAGGUGUCGGGCCUCGUCUCCCAGAUUUCGGGGAAAUCGGCAAAGAAAAAGGAAAUGCAGAGAAGGGCUUCCUUCCUGAAGGAGGGCAAGGAGGAAAUGCGUACUUUGUCCAAUGACCUGAAAGUGCUCUUCUACGACAUGCCUCCUCCGCUGGUGUGCGCCCUGUGCAAGGGCCGCCUGUCCCAGAGCCGCCUGCGCAGGAGGAGCGCCAGCGAGGAGCGGGUCCCCGGCGGUCACUUGGAGCGCGGCCUCCUCUUCCGGCCCUGGACUGACCGGCAGCGCUCCUGCCUCUGGCCGCAAGAGACCCCCGGGUGGCCCCAGCCCCCCCUCCGCCGCCCCAGCAGCCUGGCCAUCACCGCCAGCAGGAGGCAGUAGCCUGGCCAAAGAAAGGCAUUACGUGCCCGCCCGCCCGCCCGCCCGCCCUCCCUCCCA
Messenger RNA from Anolis carolinensis (green anole), 1128 nucleotides. RefSeq names its product Golgi-associated RAB2 interactor protein 1A-like. Gene Ontology annotation, cellular component: nucleus. The coding region runs from base 109 to 1071 and encodes 320 amino acids. The transcript is spliced from 6 exons. NCBI's taxonomy places the organism in Eukaryota, Metazoa, Chordata, Lepidosauria, Squamata, Anolidae. The record is from RefSeq and is a predicted model, not a curated record.